ACAGAUGCAUGUCAGUGGUCGAUGACGGUCACUACUAAACUAAGGCAGAAUUAGUUAUGUGAGUCAAGAGUGUCAUUGUUUUAUUUUUUGUUUGUUUUUGUUUGUUUUUAAUUUAUUAAAGACCUAUUUGUGUUACAGUUAUUGAUUUAAGUAAAACAACAACAACAUCAACAAUUUAAUGAGCAUGAUUUUUAUUUCAUUCACUAAAUGGUUCAACAUGAACUCCAGUAGAUAUGGAUUAUGAAAGCCCUCAGCCAAAAGUCGAGAUGGUGGCCAGUCUUCAAUCCCGCAAGGAUUCUCUGGAAGCAAAGCUGAAGGAGAAGAAUGAAGAACUGAAAGCACUAUGUAUUCAAGAAGCUGAGUUGACGGGUGUGUUGCCUCCAGAGACUCCCCUUGAGGCAGGGGAAAGUCCUCCAGUCUUUCGCAGACGAGUAGGAACAGUCUUCACCUAUCCUGAGAACCUCAUCAACAAGCUCAAGUCCAAAGAGGAAGAAUCACUGGCUACUUUGGAGUUAGAAUUUAACAUCCAAACUGGAAUUGCUGAAGCAGCAAGAAGUCUUGCUAAUGAUUCAACAGCAAGCAAAGCUGCACGGCGCAAGCACCGUGUAGUGUAUCAACAGAGUCAGCGGCGGUUGUUGGAGCUUGAAGCAAGACUUAAUCUUUUGCGCCAGGCUUCACGAUGUCCUCUCAAACAACGAAAGAAACCUAGACCUCCGCUCGAAUCAGAAGUAGACAAUGGAGUGAGUGCAGACAUGGUGAAUGGCGUCAGUUUGUCGCCAGUGCAGGAGAAGUUGUAUCACCAAAGCCACCAGAUGAGCAAACAUCAACAUCAGUCGCUGAAUCUAGUAACUGAGAGAAGUCACACAGUACCUUCACGAUACAGCAGUGCGCGGGAACCCGUUGUUAACUUACCCUUGCACAACUACAAUCGUAAUUCUCACAGGCAAGUGCAUUCUGAAGUACCAUACACGCAAAAUUGGGCCUAUCAACAAUACCCUCGUGAAAUGGAGAGACAGCAGCGAAUUAAUUAUGACUCUCAAGGUAAUAGAUGCAAAGAAGGAAACAACUGGUAUAACACUGCUCCCACCUCACGCUAUUUGGGGGUUGGAACAAAACCUGAAGAAGAUGACAGAGAGAAAUCUGUACGCUACCGUGACAGGUUUGGAAGUCUAGACCGCCGACGGGGUGGAGGGGCAUGCAGCAGUGUAGAGAGCUUAGAGCCAGACCUGCGCCAGAGUCCAGUCCAUCAUCGAUUGUACCCACCGGCCCACCAUCAUCCCCCACCCACUGUACUGCUGCCCAACCAGACCUACCCUGAGAACAGUCUGAUGCACACUCAGUCUGUAGGGUCGGACCACUCGUCUCGUCGUAGCAAGGAGAAGGACUGGUUUGAGACAGCAUUAGAUGCAGGACCUCGCCCUACUCCUACCCCGCCACCAAUUCAUCCUCACCAUUCUGGCAGUGAAGGAGACCCCGCCGAAAUCCAUCUACCUGUUACUCAGCAACUUUCCUUUGACACAGUGGUGCCUUUCGAAUCACCCAAAAACCAUACAGUAGUGCAAGCUGGUAUGUGGCAGCCAUAUCGGGAAGUGACAAAGCCGUUUGAAAUGGCAGAUUUCUACAAGUACAGCACAAAGUUUCGCAAAAAUGCAGCAGGGCUACCUCCUGUACCACAACAAAAGGCUCUCUACCAACCACUACAGCCAAUGACCUGUCAACCUCUUGUACCACAGGAGUCUGUCAGUGAAGUCGGUGCUAGCUCAACACAAGAUAAAAUGGCUGCUGUUACAGGCUCCAGCAGUCUCACAGAUACAAAUGUGGGUGAUAGAUUCUCUCAUGAGAUGUUGUCUUGGUAUCAGGACCAGAGUGCACCACAGCCACGUUCUGCCACCCUUGUGUAAUAUACAUCCACUAAACAACAUUGUACAUUACUUUGUGCUCGCACUGAUCUCAGGUUCAUACUUAUUUAAUCAUCUUUAAUGUAAAUUUUACUGUCAUAUUAACUUAUGUCACUUUCAUGUUGAAAUGUACAAAGUCUGAUGGACACUUCGGCUUAAGUUUAAUUCCCUUUAAGGGUCACUCUAUUUUUGGAAGAAUUAAGCUGAAUUAUUAAGUGAACUUGUUUUGUCAUGGAUAAAGAAGAAGAGUAAUGUUGUGUAUUUGUAAUCUAUAUUUAUUUUUAAUUGUUUUAUUUGAUAAGACAUGAAAACACUUUCAACUUAUUGAUUCUAAUAGUUUUACUUUAAUUUAUUUAUAUAAAUUAUGUUUAAAAGCUAAAUUCAAUCUAUUUUUAGGAUGUAGAUUUCCAAAAAAUCAUCCAUACAAAAUAUAUAUAUAUAUAUAUAUAUAAUUUAUUUUUAAAAUAAGCUAUCUUAUCUUCUUUGUUCUUGAAUUUUAUUUAUUUUAUCAUUUGUAUUCAAAAUACAGUUUGUUAAUUUAGCAUGAUAUUUGUUGUGACAUAAUUGUACCGUCUAUUCAAAAAUUUUUAUGAAACUGCUUAUUAAAUAAUGCAUUGAAGUAUUCAGCCCAAACACUUUUCAUUCAAAUUCUAAAUUUCUUUAUUCACACAUGUACAGGUUACAAGAAUAGCAUCAAUAUAGAUUUAUAUUCCCAUUGCAUGAGCAUAUACAAUUUUAUUUCACAUUUAUAAAAUAAAAACCAUUAACUGGCAGAGAUUGGCCCUGUAGGAUUUUAUAAAGUAAGCUACGACAAAAAAAAUCAUUACAAAUAUUACAGACAGUGCAUCUACAACAGUGUGUACAUUUACAUUUGUUUUAAUGGCAUUGUCAACACGAUUUUAGAACUUACCAUGUAGAUUUUGAUUUAUUAGUAAAAUUCAUAAUUUUAUGAUUUGAACUGUUUCUGUUCAUUAUAAAUAAUUAAUCUGUAAUUUAACUUCCCUUAACUAUACUCUUUAUCAAGUGUUAAAAGUUUGUUAUUUUUAAUUUUAACAUAAUUUGAAAUCCACUUAACAUGAUCUUUUUUUCUAGUUGUAGUAAUUUGGGAAAGCUAGUUUCAAAGGCAUAAGCAUAUAUAGAAUAAAAAACAUUAUAUUUGGUUUUAACAGUAGGCUGAUAAAACAUCCAACCAAUUUUCUUGUGCCAGAAAUUACAAAAAUAAAUCUAUAUCAGCCUUUGUAAAUUUUCUACAGUUUGUUUUCAUUUAUAUAUAGUAUAUAUAUAUUUGUAUCCUCUAAACCGGAAAUUUCCAAUAAUUGUUCCUCAUGGUCUGAUAAAAGUGUGUUAUAGUACCAGAUGUCUUUAACUUUUUGCAUUUCAGUUAGUAAUAAAAUUAUCUAUUUCAGUUUCGAAUUCUAACGCAACUCAAUUAGGAAAGUAUACUUUAUACUCUAAAUCAUAUGAAUGUAAAAUAUAAUUAAAAGCAUUUUAAGUUUAAUCUUCAUUCAAAACAUUUAUGUUUAAGUCUCCUGCAAUAAGAACAUUCCUGUGUUUUUUGCACAAUGAAUCACAAAGGAAAUCAAGUUUGUCUAAAAAAGAUUCAAGAGAUUGGUGGGGAGAAUUGUAUAUGCAUACCAAGAUAAAUUAACAUUUAUUUACAGUGAUUUAUGAUAAACAACAUUCAAAUUCUUUAUUUACAAGAAGUCUUUGUAUGACAGGGAUUGAUAUUGAUAUUUUUUACUUUUCGUGCAAUUUUUAACCAGUAUCAAUACACCACCGUCCAAUGAAUGACGUCUUGUGAAAAAUGGACAGGUUUUUUACAUUCAAAUAUGUGAUUUCUGUUUCAGUUAUUUUAUGUUCUGAUAUUGCGACAACAUCAUGUUGAAUUUCAUUUAGAUUAAUGUUUACUAUGUUUAGGUGUGAUGACAAAUGUUAAAUGUCGUAAUGUAGUAUUUUGAGGCAUUGAAAUGAAUGUUGUUUAAAUUAUUAUUUAAAUUGUAAUAAGAUUUUGCUAAAAGUACGAUUGCUAAAAUAACUGUUAUUAUCAUUGUGUUUAAGUUAGUUCCUACCUUAUUAAUAUCUAUACCAAUAAUAUUACAGACUAAAGCAGAAAUGUCUUCAUUAUCGUAAAACACUAGUAUAAAUUUGGAGAAGACAAACAUAAAUCACUAUCACUCUUGCCCAUGGAUUUUUCCAUUUUUUACUGGAAAUUGCUUUUGAUGUAAUAGCAUUCACAUUACGUAUGUCUAAUGAUACAUUUUCACAGAAGUCUAAAUGUAUACCUCUAGAUGAUGUAGUUCCCAAUAUUUCAUUUAGACUGUUAAACACUUGAUUCCUUGGUCUAUUUGAUUUCACUAUGCUGUGGAAGGGAUUGUUGGACAUGAGAUAUUGCCAUCAUCAAGUGUUCUUGCAUUAAUUUGCCCUUCUAGAUGAUGCUGAUGGAUGUUCUUCUUUUGCGCUGUCAUCAUGGGAUGUCCCAGAAGUUGUUGGAUGAUGCUUUCCAUCUUCUUAAUAAAAACUGCAUACUCUAAGCCAUUGUACAAUCCAUUGUUGAUCUUUUUCAUAAGAAAAAAUUGUCACUUCUGCUCCAGAGGAUUUCUGAAAUUCUAUUAGAUUAGAUAAGAAAUGUUUUAAUUGUAUUUUAUCACUAACAUAGACCAUUGGUAAACAAAAGAGAUGUUUGUAUCCUAUAUUUGAGUCUGCAGUUAAUUAAUGGAAAGCUGUGUCAUAGUCUGUAGUAGUUGGUUUGUCAAAAUGUCUUGUCUUCUUAACAAGUCCGUAUAUGCCAGCUUUGCCCUUCUAUUUGUUGAUAGGUUAAGUGUGAGUGGUUAAUGGCUUGCCGAAAUUUCUGGUGAAAACCACUGUGAAACUUGCUGUCAACGUGUCCGUCUAAUCUGCUGAUAUAAAAAGGCUGAAGCUGUAUUUUGAUAAUUUCUGAAUUGAUGAAUAUUACUUUGUUCCUGUUUUCGUUUUUAAUUUUGCUAGAUUUAGUUUUUGUUGGGUUACUACUGGCUUGAGACAUUGACCAAAUGACAUGUGCCUCAGCUGAAGUAUUGCUGAGCUCACUAAGGAAAGUUACACUCAAUGACAUUAUACAUUUCUGCUGUAAGACAACUUUAUCUUGCUUGAUUCCUCUUGUAGCACCAACAAUCAUUUGGCAAAUCUUUCCUUCCCCAGCUUGUUGAGAUAAGGCCAUGUUUGGUGUAAAAAUGUCUAGGCAGACUGAAUAGGCAUUAUAGAGAUACAGAUUAUUCCGGUAUUUUUUACUCAAUUGCAUUACAUCCUUUCACCAAUAAAUUAAAGUAAUAAGAGGAACAGUUAAUGAAGAAUCAACUCCACCAGCUGAACAUCUGCCUAAUAAAGACUGUGAAGAAGUCUGUGAAACAUUUCCUCCUUUUAUACAAAUUUAUGUAGUUUGAUGUUUUUGCUCGAUUUGUAUUUUAAGUAAACAUUGACAUAUUACAAUACAAUAAUCACAGUUAGUAAAAAAUGUUCAAAAAACAUGGUUGGGUGUUUCUGAUUUGGUCUUAAAUUUGGUAUCCACCAAUCAGUUCUAAAUUCAUGGCAUUUAUGCAUUAUGUAAAUUUUUAACGUUAUGAACAAAUUGUUUAUUUGGAUGGAAACAUACAUAAUUAUUUUUGAUAAAAUCAAAUGGACUUUUGGAUUGCAUUUGUAAAAAAUCCUACCCUUUAUUUUCUGCUAAAAGAAGUAGCAUUUUGUAAGAAUAUUUAAGUAACAUUAAUGAGCUCAAAUGUACCAUUAGAAUAUGUUUUAGCCUAUUUUCAUAAUAAGCAUAUUUUUAGACUUUGAAGUAGUGUGCGAGAUUUUUACAGAUGCAAGCCUGAAAAAAUUUAUAUUUCUUGUAAUAAAAUAUAAAAUCCAGCCCUGCUACUCUGCAUAAUAUUUUAAGCAUAUUUAAAUGAAAGAAAGAUUAUAAUGACAGUUGAGAACUUUUACUAAUUUAUUCAAUUGUAGUAUCAUUUGUAAAUUAGCUAUGUGUAUACUGCAUAAUAUCAAAGAAUAAUGUGUCUUCAAUCAAAACUUCAUUCUAUUUUUAGUAGUUUUAGAAAAUGUUGUCAUAAAUAUCACCUUAUGUUACAUAUUUUUUGUACAGUAGAACCCCGGAUAACCAAGCCUCUACCAACUGAGGCUUCUGUUGACUGGGGAUAUUCUCAUGUUAAGAUAAACUAGUCAGGUACUGCCACUCAAGUGGGAAUGAGUGUGCCAAGAGCAGCCGGCCAGUGCACUAACCUUGAACUGUUCACAGUGAGGUCACGUAUAGGGUUGAUUCAAAAAGAGUUCCGUUUUUGAUAUAUCAAAUGAAGAGAUUUAUUUUAAUGAAAAUCUAAAAAUAAAUACAUCCAACAUGUUCAUAUAUUCCAGUUUCACAUAUUAAAAAUUAUUUUGUGCAUGAGGCCUCUUCUACUGAGCUGGCAAGCAACAACUCCAUGAAUGUCCAUGAAUUUCACUAUGUCUGCUCAACAAGUUUCCACUUGCAUUUCGCCGACAACCCGUCAAAUUUCCUCCUUCAAGUCCCUGUUGUUUCGGGGUUUAUUGGCAUACACCAAUGACUUCAGAUAACCCCAAAGACGAGUCACAAGGUGUCAAGUCACAUGGCGGUUGUUAACGAAAUGAGAGUGGAAACUUGUGGAGUACAUUUAAAAAAAUAUAAAUUCACUUGAUGGAGGUAUUAUUAUUGGUUCCUCAUUGUUUUCAACCACUCUCAUUAUUAAGUGAGAAUUUCAUUAUUUUAGGUAACUAUCUACCAGCUUUUUAACCCCUCCCCCACCAAGUUUGUCGAGGUUCUACUGUAAUUACAAAUAGGUUAGUGAUGUUAUCUAAUGUUAAUAAUAGGAAUUACAUUACUUUAUUAAAUAAGUACUAUUGCUGUUUUUAAACAUUUAAAAGGUAUAAUACAACUAUUGCAUGAAAUUGAAGACUGAGAUAUUUUUAAAUUUAAAAAAAGCUCAUUUCUUUCCUCUCUGGUGCUGUGUAUAUAUGUAUUAAGGCUUUAAUGUUUAUAUUUGUUAUAAAUGCAUCUUUUCAAAUCAUUCAUCCUAAAACUAAUUAUACUUAAAUUAUAUUUUCAAUUUAAGUGUAACUACAAUACUUUUACACAAUUACACAAAGUUACAUACAUUCAUUAAUAAAGGCAAAUGCUAAUAUUAUAAUAUUUCAAUCUUGUAGUAUGUUUCUUUUUCUAACUGCCAUAUAUAUUCCAGAUUUUGAUUUUGCCGUAGGCUCAGCAAAUUGUUACACUGUAAAAGUUUGUUUUUUAUUUGCGAAAUAUUCUAGGAGAUAUUUAACUGCUUAGCGCAAGUAAAAUUUUAUUUUUUUUAAUUAUCUAAAAUGGACACAACCUGAGUUAGAUGGGACACAAAUAGUUCCCCCAUCCGGUUUGUGACCAGGCAGAGAAAAGUUUCGGUACUAAUUGUAUGAUCCCUGUGAGAUAAUAGCAGCUAAAAGCCUUUUCAAUAGCUUUUGAUGGGUAUAAUUGGACAUACUGUUAUUUCUAUUCUUCAUCUAUUACAUAGCUUAUUUUCAAAAGCCACAUGCUAGUUUUGCCAUUUAGCCUCUAGCCAUAUUCUUGUUGUGCUUAUAUUAUUCCAUUGUGAGUAAAGUAAAAUAUUUAUUGGUUUCAAGUUUAAUAUAGGUAAAUUAUUUACUCAUAUUAAAUAAAUUAAUUUAGUUUAAAUUUGGCCAAAUAUACACAGGUUAAUCUUGUAUGCAGGGAUGUGCGUCUUGGAAUGGCUUAGUAAUUUUAGAAUGGUUUCAUUUAAAAAAUGGAUUCUCUUACACAGUUAUUUCAUACCUCCAGAGCCACACACCCAUCAGAAGCAUAAAAAAUGUAUUUGAUUUCUCAACUUAAUAAUAUUAAUGAUUUUUUACAGUAUGUAAUUACCACAAACUGAUAGAUUUUUUAUAUUUUAAUGCUUCUUUAAAAUGGAUGAAUGGAUGGAGGGACUUAAGCUUUGAGUCUUAAUACAUUUUUGUAUCUGAAAAAAUUAUAAUGUCAUUACUAGAAAUUCUCAACACUGAUACACUAGGUGCAUAAUAAGUAUAUAUGAUGUAUUGAGUUUAAAAAAAAAAACUAGGACUUUUAAGUGAACCAUAUGCUUUCUCAGAUUUAAGUAACUUGGUUAGAAUACAUAAAUGCUGUAAAAAAAACAAACAAUAAUUUAUUAAAAACAGUGUAUUUCAUAGACACAAGAGUAAUGUGUAAUGCAGAUCGUAAUAAUGUGGAAAAAUGUUUUCACCUUUGAAUGAAGACAACAUUAUUUUAUUGUAUACUAUGGGUCUGUUUAAAUGACUUAAGUUCAUAUUAAAGUUGAUGAACUUUUUAUUACUGCUUUACUGCUAAGUAUAACAAACUUAUAGUGUGUAUUGGUAUUGACUAAUAUGAGUUAAUGGAGAUACAUAAAGUAUUUUCCUUCUUUAUAUGAUAUGCAAUGAUUUUCUAUUUGAAAUGACUGAAUAGUUUGUAAGUUUGUCACAAAAAAUACAAAUGCAAACUUUGACAAUAAGUAGGUAAGCUAUGUUGGUUCCUUGAUACCAGUGCCUUGUUCUCAGUUUGACCAUGGAAACACAUACCUUAAUUAGUAAAAAGUACUCUAGUUUAUACAAGAUUCAAGAAGCUUUAAUUUAUAUUUUCUAUUUUGGUAAGUUAUUGUUAAUAAAACUAAUUUAGAGAAAUA
Messenger RNA from Homalodisca vitripennis (glassy-winged sharpshooter), 8593 nucleotides. RefSeq lists its product as uncharacterized. Bases 234 to 1901 code for a protein of 555 amino acids. The record is from RefSeq and is a predicted model, not a curated record. The transcript is spliced from 9 exons. Lineage: Eukaryota; Metazoa; Arthropoda; Insecta; Hemiptera; Cicadellidae. Gene Ontology annotation, biological process: establishment of epithelial cell polarity.